Gymnodraco acuticeps is the source of this 803-nucleotide messenger RNA. RefSeq names its product GTPase IMAP family member 4-like. The coding region runs from base 30 to 788 and encodes 252 amino acids. Lineage: Eukaryota; Metazoa; Chordata; Actinopteri; Perciformes; Bathydraconidae. Gene Ontology annotation, molecular function: GTP binding. The transcript is spliced from 2 exons. The record is from RefSeq and is a predicted model, not a curated record.
CAGACCAGCUCCUCCCUCCAGAACCAACUAUGGCCAGCAAAUCCGCCCAAAAUGACCUCCCAUCAGAAUCGAACACAUACAAUGAUGAGGUUCUCCGGAUUGUGAUGGUGGGGAAGACCGGAGUUGGAAAGAGCGCCACAGGAAACACCAUUCUGGGAAAAGAGCACUUUAAAUCAGAGUUCUCUUUUGAAUCCUGUACUGUAAACUGUUCUAAUGCCUUUGGUAAAGUUGAUGAACAAAGAGUUAAGGUUAUUGACACUCCUGGUCUGUGUGACACCAAGGUUGUAGAAGAGGAGACCAGAAACGUUGUUGGCCAGAGCGUUUCUUUUGCUUCUCCUGGACCCCAUGUCUUCCUGGUCGUCAUCAAACUGGGCAGAUUCACAGAGGAAGAAAAGCAGACGGUGCAGAAGAUUCAGGAAAUCUUUGGAAAGGAAGCAAACAAAUACAGCAUGGUUCUCUUUACCCACGGUGAUCUGCUCAAAGGGACUCCCAUGGAGAAAUGCUUGAAGAAAAGUGAAGAGCUGACGGACCUUGUGGACAGAUGUAACGGGCAGUACCACGUCUUCAAUAAUGACCUGAAGGAUCGUUCUCAGGUCAGAGAGCUGCUCGACAAGAUCAGAAAUAUAGCAGUGAAGAACGGAGGAAGCCAUUACACCACUGACAUGUUCCAGAAGGCAGAGAGGGAGAUAGAAGCGGAGAAACAGAGAAUCCUUAAAGAGAGAGAAGAGGAAAUACGCAAACAGGAAGAGGAAAUGGCAAAGAUAAUGGCAAAAAAGUAUGAGAAAUAAUUAAAAGAAGCCAAA